Molecule: messenger RNA, 3012 nt
Organism: Effrenium voratum
Lineage: Eukaryota; Dinophyceae; Suessiales; Symbiodiniaceae
Source: the annotation of a GenBank genome assembly
UCCCUCGAUUCUAGAGUUACUGUAGUUCAGCAUAAUCAGUUGUCAGCUGCCUCACUGGCCAUGGCAUUUGAUUGGCAGUCUGCUUCUGCAACUUGACGUUGGCAUGAUCCGCUCGUCCAGAUGCAAACAUUUUAUCCACCGCUGAAAUGCUCGCCGGACUCGCAUGUCCCCCGCCGGGGCCAUUCCAAUCUGGUAUCCCAAGCGGCAGCGGCGACAGCUGCGUCAGGGUCGGCUGCGUCCUACUGCUCUCCGCGUCUUUGGAUGGGCGGAGGUGUGGGACAAUCUGAGCGAGAGAUACGACCCCCGCGCCCAGAGCGUUCUGAGCGCUCAGGCCGCUCUGAGCGGAAGGUGCUGGUUGGGGACAGCCUUGAAGUAACCUACCAAGAACGUUUGACCAGCUUUGGAGCAGAACAGGUGCAAGAACUGGUUGCAUUGGUCGAAGCCAGGCACAUGCAAUUCAGCGCCCUGAGUUUAUGCACAGCGUUGCACAGGUUGGCGUCGACGACCAGACAGCCAGACAGACUCAGAUGCUCAGGCUUGCUGUCUACAUUGGAGGCACAGCUGCGCUCGAGACCAGAGAAGUUUAGGGCACAAAGUAUUGCCAAUGCCUGCUGGGCAGCAGCGAAACUCCAGUGGACAGCAGAUUUGCUGGAUGCAUUGUUGCAGGUUGCUGUGACAAGAAUCGACGACUUUAAGUCACAGGAGCUUUCCCUUCUCCUGUGGAGUAUGGCUUCGGCCAACGCAAGCCAUGGGUCAGCUGCAGAUGCGAUCGCGCUUGAGUUUCUGCGGCGCGGCUGCCACUCCUUCGAUGCACAGAGUACUGCGACAGUGGCAUACUCUGCAGCUGCCUUGCUGAUUGCAAAUGAACCUUUAUGGUCUGCCAUUGGCAUUGGCUCAGCGGAUCGUGUCGCAGAAUUCAGCGAUCGACAACUGGCAAACCUGGUGUGGGGCUUUGCCACAGUGUUGCAUAUAGACUGUACCGUGGUAUUCCAGCGAGUAGCACAAGAGGCCCCCGUCGCGCGGCUUGCGCCGAUUGAUUUGAGUUUGGUGGCCUGGGCAAUGGCCAAGGUUUCUCAGGGAGAACAGACAUUUUAUGAUCAAGUUGCCGACGCAGUUCUGGCCAAACAUGCAGCAUGGGCUCGUAGUGACACACGAAAUAUUGCCACCCUUCUCUACUCGCUAGCGCUUGCUGAGCAGGCUACAGGGCAUGACGCAGCUUUCCGGGAGCUUGCUGCCGCAGUGUGUGCAAGGUCCAGUGAGUUCAGUGUACAGGGCCUUACAAAUGCCGUGUGGGCCUAUGCUACUGCUUGCUAUGCAGAAGAAACGUGGUUCGCCCUGGCAGCAAGAGAGGUAUGCGUCCGAUGUGCAAGCGAGUUUGAGCCCCUGGACAUCGCCAACAGCUUGUGGGCAUUUGCAGCAGUUCUUCACAGGGACCCCGGCUUGAUUCAAAGGUUGGCAGGGCUGGGGAAGGCGAUGAUUUGCCAGAUGUCAGCGCAGAACCUAUCGAUCAGUGCCUGGGCAUUGGCGGCGAUGGAAACACGGGAUGAGGCAUUCUUCAUGCAGGCUGCUGACCCUUUUGUGCUGCGGCUUGAAGAGUGCAAGGCACAAGAGCUGAACAACAUGCUGUGGUCCUAUGCCACAGUUUCAGUCCGUUUGCCUUGGCUUUUUCUGAAAGCUGCCAAGCAUGCUGUCUCCUUGGGCCUGGCUGAGUUCAAGACACAUGAGCUUUCCAUCCUCCUCUGGGCACAUGGAACAGCUGGGGUGUGCAAUCACGGCUUCUUCGACGCUGUGGUGGAUGAGAUUCUGCAUGGCAGAGGCAUCGACAGCUGCGCGCCCAGGGAAAUUGCAAACGCCGCCUGGGCGUACAGCACCAUCAUCGGGCGCUGCCACUCUCCGUGGAUGGCUUCAGUGGCAGAAUACUCCAGAUGUCACAUGCACGAGUUCGACACCCAAGGCAUAGGCAAUGUUUUGUGGUCAUUUGCCAACGUCACCGUCUACAGCGAGUCGUUGCUUCAUGAAGCCUCCGAAGAGACAGCUCGGCGCUGCCAGGCUGGAGUUGAACCCCAGAAUCUCGCGCAGGUGCUUAGUGCCAUCAGUGCAGCGGCAAGCUUGGGACAGCCUGAAGUACAUCUGUUUCAAGUUGCCAUUGACCUCUUCAUUGCCAGCCACGCCACUGGAGCCCGUGAGCUCCUGAUUCUGGGCAAUGCUGCUUUCCAAGCACGGGAGGAAUUGCAAGAGAGAUGGGUUCGGCUCCAAGGUGUUUUGGAGGCUCGUAUUUUCCAUCCCCUUGCCCAUGCCCUGCGAGCGAGCCAUGCUGAUUGGUCAGGAAUGGAAGCCUGCAUCUCGCAGCUGGACGUUGAUCAUUUGGGAGCAGCCUUUACUGCUGAGUUCUUGACCCGCAUCCAAGCUGUAGCCUCAGCAGAGGUGCACCAAAGAGAGACUAACAGCUCUCCCUGGGUCCUGGAAGCUAUGCAGGCGUGUGCCCUGGAACGCGAGCGGGCAAUUCAAAGGGGCAGGGACGAUGCUGCGCCAGCAGACCAGCAAAAGCUGGUCCGUCAGUUGGAUAAAGUCAACAAGAGGGAGAUCGUCGCAUGGGUGUCCUAUGAUGUCACAACCCCCAGAGGCCCCCUGCGUGAGAUUGGUCAGGCGUUCAGCUGGCAAUUGGAGUCAGUCGUCAAGCAAGGCAAUGCUGCACAACUAUUGAAGCCUGUGGUUACCCGGAGUCGCAUUGCUCCCAAUCUCACAGGCCAACAUGAUCGCAGUGGGCAUGCAGAGCGGUGUGCUUUGCUUCAGGUUGCCUCUGACUGGUUGCAAUGUGACUUGGAAGGCUCAUCAGUUCAGGGCCAAGCCUUUCUGUAUGUGACGCACUUUCCAUGCAUUUCAUGCAUGUGUAUUAUUGCUCAAUUCGCUCGACACUUUCCAAAGAUUCAAUUACAUUUGGCCUAUUCAGAUGGGCGGACAACAAAUAUUCAGAGAUUGAAACAAGUGAAUAUUCAAGAACAUGAUUGCUAG